Zeugodacus cucurbitae (melon fly) is the source of this 3212-nucleotide messenger RNA. It is a transcript of the gene Qsox1, whose product is annotated as sulfhydryl oxidase 1. The coding region runs from base 382 to 2304 and encodes 640 amino acids. The record is from RefSeq and is a predicted model, not a curated record. Gene Ontology annotation, cellular component: Golgi membrane. Gene Ontology annotation, molecular function: protein disulfide isomerase activity; flavin-dependent sulfhydryl oxidase activity. NCBI's taxonomy places the organism in Eukaryota, Metazoa, Arthropoda, Insecta, Diptera, Tephritidae. The transcript has 3 exons. Gene Ontology annotation, biological process: protein folding.
GCAGAGAAGUUCUCUGCCUUCAGUUGUCGCGUAUUUGUAAGUAAUAACGGUAGUUGUUUAUCAUCUGUUCAGCGCAUUUUGGGGCAUCUGUGUAUAUUUUAGCAUUAUAUGAUUAAUACAAACUCGUAUGGCUUUGGAAAUAUAAGUUAGUGCAAAUGCAAAUAAGGUGUAAGAUCAAUUGCAAGUGUACCUCACAACAACAGCGCUUCCAUAAGAAACACCACACGAUUAGACCUUGAAAUAUAGCAAGUGGAUGUGGUACACACAAACAUAUGUUUGGCUACUAAAUAAGCAACUUGCAAUCAUAUAAGUCUUUCUAGUAUUUACUUACUAGUUUCCGCUUAAAAGUCAAUAUUUGUGUGCCAACAACAAAGUGUAGCAAUGAGGUCUACGUGUUGCUUUUCGUGCGAAACUAUAGUGUUUCUACUGACGUUAGUGGGACUUUCCUUAUUAGCAUCAGCUAGUGUCAUACCUGCUGCAUUUCUUGGUGUGCCUGAUAAACUUGAAAAUGGGCUCUACAAUUCCAGUGAUAAGGUAACAAUUCUCACUGUAAAUAACUUCAAUGAUACAGUGCUGCGUCAAAAUCGUUCAUUGCUGGUGGAAUUUUACAACACAUUCUGCGGUCACUGUCAGCGUUAUGCUCCACAGUACAAAGCAUUGGCAGAGCGUUUGCAUCCGUGGCGUGAAACAUUACUGGUGGCAGCUAUAGACUGCAAUGCAUUCGAAAAUACGGGAAUUUGUCGAGACUACGAAAUAUUUGGUUAUCCAACAGUACGCUACUUUUCACCGGGAUAUAUGUGCAAAGCAGGGAACUAUGGACAAAAUAUCAACCCACAUACGGAAAUAAACGAGUUUACAGCAAAUAUGGCACAACGUUUGGCCGCAGAAAAUGACACGGAUAGCUUGCCAAAUUUCCCCAAUCUACAUAGUCUCACAGAAAAUGAAAGCAAAACACUCUUUAAUGGCUUGGAUAGUAAUAAGAAAUUUGUGAUAUUAGUUUACGAGCCAGAGAAUACCACUGUGGGUUUAGAGAGUAUAUUACACUUCCACUUAUGGCCUGAUGUGCAAGUACGGCGUAUACACGAUAUGCAUUUAGCUAAAAAUUUCCAAAUUGAUGGCGUACGCUAUAAGAUUGCGACUGUAGAUAGAGAAGGCAAUGUUGUGCCAUAUGGUGUCACGGAAGAUACGCCCCAAGCGCACAUAGCUACAAUUAAAAGUUUUCUAGAAGCACAACAUUUUAAACCGCGCUCAGAAAAACCAACCAAAGCCGUAGCAACACUUACACGGCAACAUGGCGAUGAUGAGGCUGGACGAUCAGUUAUUAUUUCCGAAGUACUACGUAACAAGCAUUUCGUUUAUCAGGCUGAUCUGGAAAUGGCCUUACGUCAAAUGCUACUCAACGAGAUACCAAAAGUACACGACAUACGCGGCGAACAAUUAUUGGCAUUGCAACGCAUUUUCGGUGUCUUGCUGCGCUAUAAUCCACUUGGUCCACAAGGCAAUUUAGUCAUACGCCGUUUACAUGAAUUUGUUGUUAAGACCAAUGAAUCGCUGAGCGGCGCCGAUUUCCAAGCGGAAUUCGAACAUUUGAAUAAGACAUUUGGUCCGAUAUUCUCCUCGAAUCAUUUUGUUGGCUGUGUCACCUCGCAGCACAACAAACGCGGCUACACUUGUUCGCUGUGGACACUCUUCCACCAUCUGACAGUGCAGGCCGCACGCUUAGAAGUCAGCAAUGAUCCGUUAGAAGUACUAACGGCCAUACAUGGUUAUGUGAAAUUCUUUUUCGGCUGCACACAUUGCUCGGAACACUUUCAGGCUAUGGCAACACGUCGAAAAAUCUGGAAUGUGCCCAACAAAGACGAGGCCAUACUCUGGCUAUGGGCCGCACACAACGAAGUAAACAAUCGACUAGCAGGCGAUGAGACAGAGGAUCCCAAAUUCCCGAAAAUACAAUUCCCUAGCGAGUCGAGUUGUCCGCAGUGCCAUAAAUCCGAUCCGGCCUUCUCGUCGAGCAAGUCGACCAUCAAUUGGGACAAAGACGCCGUACUGAGCUUCCUUAAAAACAUACACAAUCCUGGGUAUGUGAGUCGUUACGGUGUGGAAAACGAAGCAGUGCUGCAGCCGUCACUGGAUAAGUUGCGCCAGAAACGCAUGAUCAGCAAUGUCUUCUCCGAAAUGGACAUGCGCAUGGGCAUGUUGUUGUAUGGCUUCUGCAUUGUCAUGAUGGUGCUGGCGUUUAAGCUCUUCGCCUUGAAGAGCUAUCGCAAAAAGCCAUAUAUGCACGACAUGCUCGGCAAAGUGUAAGUGAGCGGCGAACGGAAUGCUCGAAUUGAAAUGAAAAAAAUGCAUAUGCGCACGCAUAUAAUACAGUUGACAAUGUUUCACUAAUUUGUGGAAUGUAUUUAUACAGUGUUGCGGCGAAAAGUGUAAAUUUUUUUGUUUUAUUUAAUUUUUUUUUUUUUUUUAUUUCGAUGCAUUCUACGUGGUGAAAAAGACAUGCUAACUCAAGUGCAAUUCCAUUUAUGGCGUAAUAUUAAUUAAUUCGUAGCGUGUGCGUAUAUGUUGUAUUUGUGAUGACACGAUUUUUAACAUUUUACAAUAAAUUUUAAGUAACUGAAAUUAUUUUAAACGCAAAAUUCCAACAAAAACAAAAUUGUUUGUAUUUAUAUAAGUUUAUUACAUUGUUGAAUUAUAUGUCGUCUCAAAAAGUUAAAUAAUUCCAUUGCAUAUGUAAACAAGUUAUACAUUCAGACGUUUAUACUAAAUUUAAUGAAUAGUCUUUUGUAUAUGCAAUAUUAUAUAUAUUUAAGCGAAAACGUUGUAACGAGCCCACAGAAUUACAUACAAACACCACUACAUUUAUUAUAUAAGCGUAUGCAGUCCAGAUUUGAUUACUUUUUAUACUCCGUACUACCAGAAAAGCUUGCAACGAAAUGUCUCCAAGGAUCUUAAGUGCAUUUGCAUUUACAAAAACAAAAAUAUAAAUAAAUUUGUAUUUAGUAAAUAUAUGCGACUGCAUAAUAACAAAAAAUAAAUGUGCGUGUAUUCUCCUUCUACACUGGGUCCCACAAUAUUUAAUAAGUUUGUAUAUACAUAUAUAAUAUAAUUACGGUCUAGCAUAUAGUCACGAGCAGCUGAUAAUUUUUUAUUGUGAUGUGCAUCGAUCCUUACGUUUAAAUAUAUAUUUGUAAAUAAAUAGCAUAAAAAGAUCA